Molecule: messenger RNA, 342 nt
Organism: Caenorhabditis briggsae
Lineage: Eukaryota; Metazoa; Nematoda; Chromadorea; Rhabditida; Rhabditidae
Exons: 2
Coding region: 1-342 (113 amino acids)
Source: RefSeq, a predicted model, not a curated record
AUGAUGAAAAGAUUCAAUAGAACCAUUCAUUCUCAUCACCGACAAGCAAUCAAUUGUUCCCCAGAAGAGUAUAAAAUCAAUCAGAAGUUCUUCAUUCUUCUCAGUGCUGCUGCCUUCUUUGUCUCUACCAUACUUAGUGCACCUUUAGAGGGUCAAUGCGGGCCCAACGAAGUCUUCCUGCAUUGCGGGAGUGCCUGUGAACCGAGUUGCGAGGUCCCAGUGAUCGAAAUCUGUACUUUGCAGUGCAUUCUCGAUAUCUGUCAAUGUGCGAACGGAUUCGUGAGAGGACCAUUUGGAUGUGUCCGUUUCGAAGAGUGCCCUCCAAUUGUUUAUGGAAAAUAA